GCGGGCCGCUUCCGCGAACAUGGCGGCGCCGUAGCCGGGGCGCAGGAGCCGGGCGCGGGACGGCCGCCGCGCACAGUCCCGGGCGACUAUGGCGACGCCCGACCAGAAGUCGCCCAACGUGCUGCUGCAGAACCUGUGCUGCCGGAUCCUGGGCCGGAGCGAAGCCGAUGUAGCCCAACAGUUCCAGUUUGCUGUGCGAGUUAUUGGCAGCAACUUUGCCCCAACUGUUGAGAGAGAUGAAUUUCUAGUAGCUGAGAAAAUCAAGAAAGAACUUAUUCGACAAAGGAGGGAGGCAGACGCUGCGCUCUUCUCAGAGCUCCACAGGAAACUUCACUCCCAGGGAGUUUUGAAAAAUAAGUGGUCAAUACUCUACCUCUUGCUGAACCUUAGUGAAGACCCUCGCAGGCAGGCAAACAAGGUGUCGAACUAUGCCACGUUAUUUGCACAGGCAUUGCCGAGAGAUGCUCAUUCCACUCCUUACUACUAUGCCAGGCCGCAGACCCUGCCUCUGAAUUACCAGGACCGGGGCACCCAGGCGGUGCAGAGCUCGGGCAGCCUGGGCAGCAGCGGCAUCAGCAGCAUCAGCAUGUGUGCCCUCGGUGGCCCUGCACCUCCGCCUCAGCCUCUCCUCCCAGGACAGUCUCAUCAGACUCUGGGAGUUGGGGAUUGCCUUCGACAGCAGCUGGGGUCUCGUCUUGCGUGGACUUUAACUGCAAACCAGCCUUCUUCGCAAACCCCUCCCUCAAAGGGUACCCCAAAUGCCGUUUCUCGCAGCAUGACAAGGUCUAGGAGAGAAGGAGAGACGGGUGGUGCUGUGGAAAUUACUGAAGCAGCUCUUGUGAGAGACAUUUUAUACGUCUUCCAGGGCAUAGACGGCAAAAAUAUCAAAAUGAGCAACGCUGAAAAUUGUUACAAAGUGGAAGGAAAGGCAAACCUAAGUAAAUCUUUGAGGGACACGGCAGUCAGACUUGCUGAACUGGGAUGGUUACAUAAUAAAAUCAGAAAGUACACUGACCAGAGGAGUCUGGACCGUUCAUUUGGACUCGUAGGUCAGAGCUUCUGUGCCGCCCUGCACCAGGAGCUCAAGGAGUACUAUCGCUUACUCUCUGUGUUACAUUCCCAGCUACAGCUAGAGGACGAUCAGGGUGUGAAUUUGGGACUUGAGAGUAGCCUAACACUGCGGCGCCUCCUGGUUUGGACAUAUGAUCCCAAAAUAAGACUGAAGACGCUUGCGGCCCUGGUGGAUCAUUGCCAAGGAAGGAAAGGAGGUGAGCUGGCCUCAGCUGUCCAUGCCUAUACAAGAACGGGAGACCCCUACAUGAGAUCCCUGGUGCAGCACAUUCUGAGCUUGGUGUCUCAUCCUGUGCUGAGCUUCCUCUACCGCUGGAUCUACGAUGGGGAGCUUGAGGACACUUACCACGAAUUUUUUGUAGCGUCAGAUCCAACAGUUAAAACAGACCGACUGUGGCAUGACAAGUAUACCUUGAGGAAAUCGAUGAUUCCUUCCUUUAUGACGAUGGAUCAAUCUAGGAAGGUCCUUUUGAUAGGAAAAUCAAUCAAUUUCUUACACCAAGUUUGUCAUGAUCAGACUCCUACCACAAAGAUGAUAGCUGUGACCAAGUCUGCAGAGCCACCUCAGGAUGCUGCAGAUUUAUUCACAGAUCUAGAAAAUGCAUUUCAAGGGAAGAUUGACGCUGCUUAUUUCGAGACCAGCAAAUAUCUACUGGAUGUUCUCAACAAAAAGUACAGCUUGCUGGACCACAUGCAGGCAAUGAGGCGGUACUUGCUUCUCGGUCAAGGAGACUUUAUAAGGCACUUAAUGGAUUUGCUGAAACCAGAACUUGUCCGUCCAGCAACAACAUUGUAUCAACAUAACUUGACUGGAAUCCUCGAGACCGCUGUCAGAGCCACCAAUGCACAGUUUGACAGCCCCGAGAUCCUCAGAAGGCUGGACGUGAGGCUGCUGGAGGUCUCUCCGGGUGACACGGGCUGGGACGUCUUCAGCCUGGAUUAUCACGUCGAUGGACCCAUUGCGACUGUGUUCACACGGGAGUGCAUGAGCCACUACCUGAGAGUGUUUAACUUCCUCUGGAGGGCCAAGCGCAUGGAGUACAUCCUCACUGACAUCCGGAAGGGACACAUGUGCAACGCCAAGCUCCUAAGGAACAUGCCAGAGCUCUCCGGGGUGCUGCAUCAGUGUCACAUUCUGGCCUCGGAGAUGGUUCACUUCAUUCAUCAAAUGCAGUAUUACAUCACGUUUGAGGUGCUGGAGUGCUCCUGGGACGAGCUUUGGAACCGAGUCCAGCAGGCACAGGACUUGGACCACAUCAUCGCAGCGCACGAGGCAUUCCUGGACACCAUCACCUCCCGCUGCCUGCUGGACAGUGGCUCCAGGGUACUUUUAAACCAACUCAGAGCUGUGUUUGAUCAAAUUAUUGAACUUCAGAAUGCUCAGGAUGCAAUAUACAGAGCUGCUCUAGAAGAAUUGCAGAGAAGAUUACAAUUUGAAGAGAAAAAGAAGCAGCAUGAAAUUGAGGGUCAGUGGGGCGUGACGGCAGCAGAGGAAGAGGAGGAAAAUAGGAGGAUUCGAGAAUUUCAAGAAUCUAUUCCAAAAAUGUGUUCACAGUUGCAGAUAUUGACACACUUCUACCAGGGCAUUGUGCAGCAGUUUCUGGUGUUACUGACCACCAGCUCCGACGAAAGCCUCCGGUUUCUUAGCUUCAGGUUGGACUUCAAUGAACAUUAUAAAGCCAGAGAGCCCAGACUCCGCGUGUCUCUGGGCACCAGAGGGCGGCGCAGUGCCCACAUGUGAGGAGGGCCUUCAUCCCCAGGAGCCGGGCCGCUGCUGACGUCAGCACUGAGAUUCCGCUCACGUCCAGGGCCCUCCGAGCAGUGGCAUGCCGCUGGGGGCCCCGUGUGCUGGACGCCCGUCUGCUGGGAGGUGCGCGUGCCUGUGGCAGGGCAGCCGGCCGAGUCCGUCCUGUGCUGGAGUCGAGUGCGAGAUGGCUGGGUUGAACAGCUGGCUGGCACGGUCUUCCCGCUCAGAAGACGCCAGCGUGUUUGGGGCUGCUUACGCUCUCUGUGUCAUUUAUAUUUGUCACUUUUUAGAAACUUGCAUUUCUUUUAGCACAAGGACAGUGCUGUAUUCAUGAGUUGAAAUGGUAAUGUCAAGGCUAUUUUUUUAACAUCCUCUUUAGAGGCAGUUUUUGUUACCAUAAUGUAAUUAAAUUGAAAAAAAUGUCCCUACUAAAACAAUACACAGAGCAUUUUAUUUUGGUUUUAGUGUUGUGAAAUCCUGACCUCUGAGAGCAUUUGUAUCUUAAUGCGUUGCCUUCACACACGUCUGUUCUGACUUUUUCUUCCAAAGUUUACAUUUUUAUAUUUAGUUUACUAUUUCAGAUAACUUCUUAAACAGUAUAGAAACAAGUAGGCGCAAUAUAGAACAGAAACCUUAAAACAGUGCAGCCCAGAUUUCUCAGAACCGUCAGCUGAAGCAGUGUGUAGAUACAAAUAACUUCAAAGUGAGUAUUUUAUUUUCAGAAUCCUGACAAGCAUUGGAAAGAAAUCGACUUGGAUAAUGAGGUUUCCUUUUUCCUUGCCUAUUUUUUUCAUUGUAAAUAUUUAUAUACCACUGACCAGAUGUUGGGGGAAACUGUUUUUUGUAAAAAUGUCAUAUCAGGUCACAUAAAUCUGCCUUUUUAAUGUUGCAUAAAUGAAAACUUAGAAAUUAAAGGCGACUAUCUUCA
Molecule: messenger RNA, 3746 nt
Organism: Sciurus carolinensis (gray squirrel)
Lineage: Eukaryota; Metazoa; Chordata; Mammalia; Rodentia; Sciuridae
Gene: Tubgcp3
Product: tubulin gamma complex associated protein 3
Exons: 22
Coding region: 89-2812 (907 amino acids)
Biological process (GO): microtubule nucleation; spindle assembly; cytoplasmic microtubule organization
Cellular component (GO): equatorial microtubule organizing center; spindle pole; centrosome
Molecular function (GO): gamma-tubulin binding; microtubule minus-end binding
Source: RefSeq, a predicted model, not a curated record